This is a messenger RNA of Stegodyphus dumicola, 4148 nucleotides long. RefSeq lists its product as uncharacterized. Gene Ontology annotation, biological process: septin ring organization; mitotic cytokinesis; actomyosin contractile ring assembly. Gene Ontology annotation, cellular component: actomyosin contractile ring. The record is from RefSeq and is a predicted model, not a curated record. Lineage: Eukaryota; Metazoa; Arthropoda; Arachnida; Araneae; Eresidae.
ACAGGAAAUUAAAGGUCUCAAUUCGGAGGUACAUAGGCAAACACUAUUAAAUUUUUAUAUUAUUUGAAAGAAAGUCGUAAUAGAUUUCUUAUGGCAACCCCAACGGCUUUACCGCAGAAUUCAAAUCUAUUCACGAUUGUUGUGUCUGUUAAACGCUUAAGUGGGUGUAGGAUACAUUCUCAGUUUUAUGUAUAUUUCAUAAUUCUUUAACAACAUUUUUGAUUUCAGAGGUAAAAUAUGGAGCUUAAUGACUCAUUUACAGAAAAGCUUAUUCAAAGGACUAGAGCUAGAAAAGAUUAUGUUACAGAGUUGAAAAAUGAAAGUCCAAGUGUGUCUUGUAAGAAGCGUCCUGCAUUAACUGAAGAGCUUCAGCUACCAGAUCAGAAUGCAUCCAAUUGUCAUUCAAAAGAAUCGCCUAAGAGGCAGUGUUUAUCUGCUCCUGAAAGUAAUGCAAUGGAUAUUGAAAGUGAGAAAGAAAAUGUUGAAAUGUCAGAUUGCUCCAUGAGUAGCCCAGUUGUUCCAUUUCAUGCUAAUCCUAAGACUAAAGGUUUAGCUGCGUUGCGGAAGAAUGCGUCAAGCAAGCCUGAUUCUUCAAAUGGUGUAACCUCUGAUCAAGGAUCAGCAUCAGAAUCUCAGGUGAAUAAUUGCAGCACAUAUGUAUUUUCUACUAACAGCAAAGAACUCUGUGCCACUCGUCAAUCAAGACUAGCUAAUUUAGCUGCCAACAUCCGACAGUGGGAAGACAAUGUCAACCAACCAGCACUUUUAACUAAAAAUACUUCAUUGAUUUCUAAAUCUUCUAAUAACACAUCUGUGUCUUCUACUUCAUCUAACACUCUCUCUAUGAAACUUUACUAUACUAAUAAACCGUCUGUAAAUAGUUCUGCUCUCAUUUCUUCUAAAUCUGAAGAGCAUGAUCUUGGGAAUGAAUUUAGUAGCAAUGAUAAUAAAACUUUUAAAUCUGACAGGGAUGGUUCUUGUACAUUUUCAUCUUUUAAUAAAAUGGGUAACAAUGAAAGUGCUAAUAGGUUAGUCAAACAACCAAAAUUAGAAGCAUGGGAUCAAGCUAUUAAGGCUACUCUGGAAGAAGAUUCUAAGAUAGUAACAUUAUUCUUUGAAUGUGAACAAAAACAAUGCGAUUCAGAAUUAGAAGAUGAUGAAGAAAAUAGCAGUCGCAGUCACGAAAAUAAUGAAAAUCUUUCUGAAAAAGGGAAUCAUUGUACAGAGAAUUCUAAUGCAAAAGAAUCCAUGGCACCUAAGACAGAGCCUUCUUUUAGAAAAAAUGUUGAUCCAGCUGAAUUACCACUUUCUGCUCGUAAGGCUCUAUUUGAAAAGGCUUUAUUAGGGGGAACUCCAAAACUAAAUGAAACAGCAGUUGAAAAUAAACUUUCUGUUGCACAAAGAACUGCCUUGUUUGAAAAUGCUUGUAAAGUAAGUUCAGGUCAAAAGACAUCACUGAAUCAGAGAGUACCUCAGCGAUUUGUUGCUCCAAAACAAUCACCUAUAAAGCCAAAAUAUAAUGUAAAUGCUCUCAUAAGCCCUAUAAAAUGUGCAGUAGCUUCUGAAGCAAAAAUGGUACAGUCAAGUCCUGCCAAAAAUUUUACACCGAGUAAUGCUGGAAGUCCUGCAAAAACUACAGGUUUGCUGCAAAGAAGUGCUGCAAGAACUGUCUCUCAGGAUAGCUUUGAAGGCUCACCUGUAGUGUCAUCAUCAGCAACUAUUAACUUGGCUACGUCUCCUAAUGUUGGCAUGCAUACUCGCACUGUGCAGCAAAAGCUGAUUGAAAGUGCUAAUAAUAACUGGCAGCAGAAAGAUGUUGUUGCUAAAGCAACUGAGGAGAGAAAACGAGAAAUUUCAAAUCUUGUAAAUCACUGGGAAAAGUUAUCGUCAGGAUCAUAUGUAGAAAAUGUUGUAGAGUGUCACAAGCAAGCAGAUUUGGAUGAAAGUAUUUCAUGCAGAUCUGAAGCAUGUAAUGAAAGCUUCGAAAAUGAUGUAUGUCUGAAAUACUCUGGAGAGUCUGAAAAUGAAAGUGAUUGUAAUAGUGAUACAUCAUCAGCAAUAGAGCAAACUGGUUCCCAAUCUUCCUUAGGUUCUGAAGAUGCAAAUUCUCUGGAAGAGCACAAAUAUGAAUUACCAGUAGAAGAACCUUUAGCAUCUCAUCUGUUAAAAGCAGUUGUCAGUGAUAUGCAUGAGCAUCAAAAUAACAAUCUGUCAACAUUACCCGAAGCCAGCUUAUCUAUACAGUCAUCAGACUGCUGUUCUGAAAGUAGCUCUUACAAUUCUUCGGAAAAUCUCAGUUGCAACAGUAGUAAUUCAAUCAGUUCUUGUGAUACAGCAACUACAAAAGCAAAUGUUGGAACACCAGUUCAAGGAGGUAGUACCAGUAACCCAGAUGUACCUCUUCUAUACACUGUUAGUUUUUACAGGAAACAGAAACAAGAAGCUCGAAGUACACCAGUGCGCACUAUAGUACGGCGUGAAAAGAUACCUAGCCCACCUGUGGAAGACACUGAUCAAACAGAACUAAUUCAGGAGCGUAUCAAGGCACUGCAAGAAGAAAUCCUUCGACAGCAAACAGUAAUUAGUCAGACCAGCCAGGCUCUCAACCUUUGUCAUGCCACAGCUGAGUUUUCUGGCUCUGUUGAGCAAGUAGAAGGUGAAAGGCUUUUGUUAAUUGCAACUCAAAAGCGUCAAGCUUGUUUGAACGAAAUACAACGUCUGAAAAUGCAUGGAGCCCAAGGAGAGAAUAUUUCUGAUGGAACAGGAACUUUAACAAUUAGUGAUAUGCAGUUACCUUUGAAACGUGAAUUCAUGGCUGCUAAGCUUGAAGGAAAAUUAAAUGAUGCAGUGCAUUAUUUCUUGUGUCUGAUAAGGCAUGGAGCACAAGUUAUAGUCACUCAAAUGGUUUCCACAAACGAUAAAGUUACUGAUGGGGCUUUAUGUUUUACUAAUCACAUCAAGCUUCAAGGUUUACCUCCUGAUUUUUCAGUUGUAUUUGAAGUUUAUGGAUUGCAAACCAAGAAAGAAGUCUUACCUCAUGAGAAAAAAUAUCACAUUAAACGAGAACACAGCAAAAUACGCCUUACUCCCAAAGGAAAGAAAGCUGAUGGAAAACUUCUGCUUCCAGCUGUCAGCAGUCCUGGUGGCCCAAAUGCUGUAAGAUCUCCUAGCUUUGGGGUAAUUGGAUACACACGCUUUACCCUUCAAAACUGCAAUAAGAGAAGCUUUACUUUGGACAAGGUACACUACUCUUCCCCACUUGAUGCAGUUUUAAAAGUCAAACUUAAACUCCAUGCUGAGCAUAAAGUUACAUAUAAAGGAUUUUUGACCAUGUUUGAAGAUGUCAGUGGCUUUGGGUCAUGGCACAGAAGAUGGUGUGCAUUGAAUGCACAGAGCCUCAUGUAUUGGAAAUAUCCUGAUGAUGAACACAGAAAGGAGCCUAUAGGGUCUAUAGAUUUGAGACAAUGUGUAACAAACCAUGUACAAUCAGUAACAAGAGAUAUCUGUGCAAGACCAAAUACCUUUCAAAUGAUGACAGUUCGACCUCAAGAAAAAGGUGAUAAAGAUACUCUAAUAUCAUGGACUGCCAACACUUUGACAACAACAAAGCAUUUAUUAUCAGCAGACACUAAAGAAGAAAGAAUUCUAUGGUGCAAUAAAUUAAAUGAAGCUCUCACAAGUCUUAGAAGAUGGGAUCCACAAGCCCUUCGUCCAAUGGAAUCAAUGCAAGAUAAAAAAUGAAUUCAGUUUUUUACAACAAUAACAAAUAUUAACUCUUACAAUUUUAAAUAUUUUCUGAGCCAGUUCUGAAGUUCAUCAACAAAUAUGUAUAAUAUACAGAAUUACACAUUUUAUUGCGAUUCUUUUUAUAGUGCAUGAAGUGUGAUUUUUUUUAAUAGGAAGAAUAAUAGUAAUUUUACUAACUGUAGCUCUCUAAUAUGCAAGCGUAAUACUGAUAAAUUGAAUUAAGUGCCUUGAUAUUAAUAUGCUUUUUAUUUGCUUUAUGGCAAUGUGUGUAUAGUUUUGUAUUUUUAAACAAGUGUGUUUAUGUCAUUAUUUCUUUUACAUCACUUGUACUUAUAAAUAUAGCUUUAUAAAAAUAUCUGUAGCAAAAAUUAUUUUAUAUAAAACAAAAUUGAAUUUUGUAA